This is a messenger RNA of Prorocentrum cordatum, 1005 nucleotides long. NCBI's taxonomy places the organism in Eukaryota, Dinophyceae, Prorocentrales, Prorocentraceae. The record is from the annotation of a GenBank genome assembly.
AUGUCGUCGAUCAGCCACGCCUUCUACGGCCUCGGCCUUCGCGACGACCUGGUGCACAUUGGAGCUUGCGACAAGGACGCGACCGCCAAGAAGUUCUGGGUGAACAACUACGGAGAGACUCGCUGGUACGACGAGAUCACCGGGCGCAACUAUCGGGCCAUCAUGAACCAACCAUUGACACCGAACGUCUACGAGUGCGGCUUCCCGUGUCAGUCCUUCUCCGCUGGAGGGAAAAAGGAAGGCAAAGCCGACCCGCGUGGACGAGUCAUCGAUGAGGUCUUCCGCGCGCUCGAGGGGAUGACGCCAGAUCUUUUCAUUUUGGAGAACGUCGAGGGCCUGCUGAUCCAUCAUCCCAAAACAUUGGCAGCCAUCGUGAAACGCUUGCGUGAGCUGAAGUCUGGCUACUACAAUGUGCACCUUAAGUUGCUCAACUCAUUGGACCACGGGGUGCCCCAGAACAGAAAGCGGCUUUGGUUUGUGGGUAUCGCUAAGAGGUGCGACAAGAAUACUUUCGCUUGGCCAGACGACAUCGGCAGCGUCAAUAUCGACGACUUCCUGGAUCCCGCCGUGAAGGAGGUCGCGAAGAGCAUGCCUCCGAAGAGUUCGGCGUUCGCCAGGCAAAGCUUCAUGAAACUCAUGAAGGAUGCCGUUGCUUCGGGGCUGAAUCCACUCAAGGAUACCCUGGUGAUGGACAUUGAGUCUUCUAAGCCUGGAUGGAUGGUCGGUAAGUCUCCUUGCCUGACGCGUUCCAGGGCCGAGGGGCACUGGGUUACGACCCGCGGCCGCAGGCAGACGGUGAACGAGCGGCUCCGUCUGAUGGGCAUCGACCCCAAGCUGGUGGACAAGAUGGACAUGACUCCGCACAAGAUGGGCCAAUUGAUUGGGAAUGCUCAGAGCGCCAACGUCUUGGAGCGCAUCCUGUUCCAGGCGCUCCCGGCCGCGGGCAUCAUCCCGCAGAGCGAGCUCAAGGGCCGCUGGGAGUCCAAAGCUGCCGCCUCGAAGACG